Molecule: messenger RNA, 685 nt
Organism: Rhineura floridana
Lineage: Eukaryota; Metazoa; Chordata; Lepidosauria; Squamata; Rhineuridae
Gene: RPS13
Product: ribosomal protein S13
Exons: 6
Coding region: 79-534 (151 amino acids)
Biological process (GO): translation
Cellular component (GO): cytosolic small ribosomal subunit; ribosome; nucleolus
Molecular function (GO): structural constituent of ribosome; small ribosomal subunit rRNA binding
Source: RefSeq, a predicted model, not a curated record
GCGUUGACGUCACUUCCGAUUGAGGAAAGGUUUGAUCUGUGCGGCAGCCUCGCUUAGCUCUUUCUUUUAGCCGCCAUCAUGGGCCGUAUGCACGCUCCAGGGAAGGGUCUAUCCCAGUCAGCCUUGCCCUAUAGGCGAAGUGUGCCUACAUGGCUCAAACUUACUUCUGAUGAUGUCAAAGAGCAGAUCUACAAGCUGGCGAAGAAGGGCCUAACUCCCUCACAAAUUGGUGUGAUCCUCAGGGAUUCCCAUGGUGUUGCCCAGGUUCGUUUUGUGACAGGCAACAAAAUUCUAAGGAUUCUUAAAUCCAAGGGACUUGCCCCUGAUCUUCCUGAAGACCUUUACCACUUAAUCAAGAAGGCUGUGGCUGUCCGUAAGCAUCUUGAGAGGAACCGGAAGGAUAAAGAUGCCAAAUUCCGCCUCAUUUUGAUUGAGAGCAGAAUCCAUAGGCUGGCUCGUUACUACAAGACCAAGAGAGUACUCCCACCUAAUUGGAAGUACGAAUCAUCCACAGCAUCUGCUUUGGUUGCAUAAGAGCUCUUCUAUUCGCCAAGGGAUCAAAUCAUUCACAGCUUGUGUCCCUGCAAUGCCUGAUUCAGAGAAGGAUGUCAUAGAGAUGUCUUGUUUAAAAUUGGUGGAAUAAGAUGUUAUCUUGACCAUGCCAAUAAAUACUUGGUUUUUUUCA